This is a messenger RNA of Xyrauchen texanus (razorback sucker), 2987 nucleotides long. RefSeq names its product nuclear cap-binding protein subunit 1. Gene Ontology annotation, molecular function: RNA cap binding; protein binding; mRNA binding. The transcript has 23 exons. The coding region runs from base 174 to 2564 and encodes 796 amino acids. The record is from RefSeq and is a predicted model, not a curated record. NCBI's taxonomy places the organism in Eukaryota, Metazoa, Chordata, Actinopteri, Cypriniformes, Catostomidae. Gene Ontology annotation, biological process: mRNA export from nucleus; nuclear-transcribed mRNA catabolic process, nonsense-mediated decay; regulation of mRNA processing. Gene Ontology annotation, cellular component: nucleus; nuclear cap binding complex.
UGUGGUCUCAUUAAAUCAGCCGCUUUUAUAUUUCUCUUGUGGCUAACGGUCUUUGUAAUUCAAAGCUUCUUACUUGAUUAAACGAAAAGAACUGCACCCAAAACGUCAAGUAAAACGUUCAAAUAUAGAGGGUUUUCAUAUUAUUUCAAGGGUUUGUAUAUUUUGUUUGAGAAAUGUCCCGGCGUAGACACAGUGAUGAGAAUGAUGGAAGCUCCCAGCCACACAAACGGAGGAGAACAUCAGAACCCAUUGAGAUUGAAGACCGUUUGGAGUCACUGAUAUGCAGAGUGGGAGAGAAGAGUACAUCCUCCUUGGAGAGCAAUUUGGAGGGUCUUGCUGGCGUCCUGGAGGCUGAUCUUCCAAAUUAUAAAAGCAAAAUCCUGCGCAUCUUAUGUGCUGUUGCAAGGCUGUUGCCGGAGAAGUUGACGGUAUACAGCACACUGGUGGGGCUUCUCAACGCCCGCAACUACAACUUUGGUGGAGAGUUUGUGGAGGCCAUGAUCCGACAACUUAAGGAGACGCUAAAGUCAAAUCUGUACUCAGAGGCUGUUUAUUUGGUGCGAUUCCUCAGUGACCUGGUAAACUGUCAUGUCAUCGCAGCUCCCUCUAUGGUCGCCAUGUUUGAAAACUUUGUCAGCGUCACACAGGAAGAGGACAUCCCACAGGUGCGGUCUGACUGGUAUGUGUAUGCUGUGCUGUCAAGUCUUCCUUGGGUAGGCAAGGAGCUGUAUGAGAAGAAGGAUGUGGAAAUGGACCGCUUGUUCAACCAAAUUGAGGGUUAUCUAAAGCGGCGACAGAAGAUUCAUGUUCCCAUGCUGCAGGUUUGGACCGCAGAAAAACCCCACCCACAGGAAGAGUAUCUGGACUGUCUCUGGGCUCAGGUACAGAAGUUGAAAAAGGAUCGCUGGCAGGAGCGUCACAUCCUGCGACCAUAUAUCGCAUUCGACAGUGUGUUGUGUGAAGCCUUGCAGCACAACCUGCCCCCAUUUACCCCUCCUGCACAUUCUGACGAUGCCGUCUACCCAAUGCCCCGCGUCGUCUUCCGCAUGUUUGACUACACUGACGCUCCAGAGGGGCCAGUGAUGCCAGGCAGUCAUUCAGUGGAGCGGUUUGUGAUUGAAGAGAAUCUGCACUGCAUCAUCAAAUCUCACUGGAAAGAGAGGAAAACCUGUGCUGCCCAGUUGCUCAGCUACCCUGGCAAAAACAAGAUACCCCUUAACUACCAUAUUGUGGAGGUAAUAUUUGGCGAGUUAUUCCAGCUGCCCGCUCCUCCUCACAUUGAUGUCUUGUACACUGCGUUACUCAUUGAGCUCUGCAAACUGCAGCCUGGCUCUUUACCACAAGUUCUUGCCCAAGCCACAGAAAUGAUGUACAUGAGACUGGACACAAUGAACACAACAUGUGCAGACCGACUCAUCAGCUGGUUCUCACAUCAUUUGAGUAACUUCCAGUUCAGAUGGAGCUGGGAUGACUGGGCUGACUGUUUGACACAAGACGCUGAAAAGCCCAAACCCAAGUUUGUUAAAGAGGUUUUGGAAAAGUGUAUGAGGUUGUCAUACCAUCAGCGGAUAGUGGACCUUGUUCCUCCGAGUUUCUCUGUUCUGAUUCCUGUUGAACCCUUGUGCCACUAUAAAUAUACAGAUGAGACCAGCAGUACACUGCCUGGAUUUGCUGUGUCAAACACAGUGGCUAAUGCUAUCAAAAACCGUGCAUCAAAUGAAGAGAUUCUUACUGUACUAAAAGAUGUGCCUAAUCCGAACCAGGAUGAUGAUGAUGAGGGCGACAGCUUCAACCCUCUGAAGAUUGAUGUGUUCCUGCAGACCCUGCUCCACUUGGCUGCCAAGUCCUUCAGUCAUUCCUUCAGUGCUCUUGCCAAGUUCCAUGAGGUUCUGAAGACCCUUACAGACAGUGACGAGGGGAAACUGCACAUCCUUAGGGUUCUGUAUGACUUCUGGAAGGGUCACCCUCAGAUGAUCUCCGUGUUGACAGACAAGUUUAUUCGAACUCAGAUUGUGGACUGUGCAGCCGUGGCCAACUGGAUAUUCUCUCCUGAAAUGGCUCAUGAUUUCACCAGGUUUUACUUGUGGGAGAUUCUUCAUUCAACCAUCCGAAAGAUGAACAAACAUGUGCAGAAGAUCCAGAAAGAGCUGGAUGAGGCGAAAGAAAAGCUGGAAAAGCAACACAACAAAAAGCAGCAAGACAGUGGUGAUGAAGAGGAUAUGGAGAAGAACAGUGAGGAUGAGGAGGGUCAGCUGGAGGAACAGAUCGAGAGGCUGCAAGAGAAGGUGGAGUCGGCCCAGAGUGAACAGAAGAACCUUUUCCUUGUUAUUUUCCAGCGCUUCAUUAUGUUACUGACGGAGCACCUGGUUCGAUGUGAAACGAGCGGCAUUGACAUCAACACGCCCUGGUACAAGAACUGUAUUGAGAGGCUACAGCAGAUCUUUCUCAUGCAUCAUAUGAUCAUUCAGCAGUAUGCGGGCACCCUGGAGAACCUGCUUUUCACAGCUGAGCUCGACCAUCACAUCCUGACUGUGUACCAGCAGUUCUGCGCUCUGCAGCUAUGAGAUCCAUUAAUGCAUCUCUUCUGAAUGUCAUACCUGCCCGUUUAUGUGGCAUCACAAGUAUUAGUAGCAUCCACCAGGAACAUUAGAGAUGGUUUUCUUUUAUGUAGUAAUAUUGGAAUUUGUCAGACCCUUUUUAGUGCCCUUGACAUGUUUGUGUAGUGUUUUAUUUUGUUUUUACUCGUUGCCAUUGGCCAUUACUCUGUGAAAAGUGUAGAUCUUUUAAUGGCCAUCAUUUUGAAAACAGUGAUGCUAAACAUAAUAUGUACUUGAAUACUUGACUUCAUUUUUAUGCGUUUUAUGUCAUUUUGAUGGAAAAUUGAUUCAAUUGAGUUGUUUAUUAUGGAUAGUGUGCCCUUGUAGAGCAGUCUGAGCUCUAUUGCCAAUGUAAUGCCAAGUUUUUCAAAAAAACACAAUAAAAAAAAA